CGUCACAGCUGGUGUCUCCCGGCUGUUCAGAGAAAAAACAAGAAAGCAGAAGAGAUGGUCGCGAGCUGCGGAGAGAUGGCCUGGUGUGUUACAGUGUGUGUGUUGCUCCUCGUUGGAUCAGCUGAUGCUCUGAGAAUGGACCGACGCUCUGUUCUCCUACAGCCUGAGCUGGACCCUGAAGUGCACAUGAACAUAACAGAGAUCAUCCGAAGGUGGGGUUACCUGGCUGAGGAGCAUCAGGUGGUGACGGAGGACGGCUUCAUCCUGACUGUUAACAGGAUUCCACAGGGACUCAAACCCAGCGCAGGUCCCCGCCCCGCUGUGCUCCUGCAGCAUGGUCUCCUGGCAGCAGGCAGUAACUGGGUGACCAACCCUCCUAACAGCAGUCUUGGUUACGUUCUGGCCAACGCUGGAUACGACGUCUGGCUGGGAAACAGCCGAGGGAACACCUGGUCCAGGAGACACCAGAACCUGAAGCCGGACCAGGAGGACUUCUGGAGGUUCAGUCAUGAUGAGAUGGCUCUGAAGGAUCUACCAGCUGUAGUAAACCACAUCCUGAAGCAGACGGGACAGGAACAGAUCUUCUAUAUCGGACACUCACAGGGGACGACUAUAGCGUUCAUGGCGUUCUCCAAACUGCCAGAAUUGGCCAAUAAGAUCAAGCUGUUCAUUGGAUUGGCUCCCGUGGCAACCGUAGCGUUCACCAGCAGUCCAAUGACCAAGCUGUCUGUCCUUCCUGACUUCCUCAUCUGGGACCUGUUUGGUAAGCGGGACUUCCUGCCUCAGAGUCACAUGAUCGAGUGGUUUGCGGAGCACGUGUGUGGGAAGACGCUGCUCAGCGAGUUGUGUGGAAACCUGUUCUUCGUCCUCUGUGGCUUCAACGAGAAAAACCUCAACAUGACUCGGACCCCGGUCUACACCACUCACUGUCCUGCUGGAACCUCUGUACAGAACAUGGUGCACUGGGCUCAGGCCGUUCAUGGAGGGAAACUGAUGGCCUUUGAUUUUGGAGCCGCAGGAAACAUGAAGCACUACAACCAGUCCUCUCCCCCUGAGUAUCGCAUCCAGGACAUGAAAGUUCCCACCGCUCUGUUUUCAGGGGGACGGGAUACGCUGGCGGACCCUAAAGACGUGGCGGUGCUCCUCACUCAGGUGUCUAACCUGGUCUUCCAUCGUCACAUUGAGAAGUGGGAACAUCUGGACUUUAUUUGGGGUCUUGAUGCUCCUGAUCAGAUGUUUCCUUUCAUCCUGAAGCUGCUGCAGGAGCGUCGCUGAGGACUCAUCAUGUUUACAAUGUUUUAAUCAUGUUUUUAUAAUGUUUUUAUGACAUUUUAAUGACACUGUAUGUAACAUGAAUCAGUGUUUCUUGUUGUCGUGUCCUGUUGUCUCUGACCCGUCCGUCCGUUUAUAACUGAAACGCCUGAAACUGCAAAUAAGAUCAAUUAUUACUGAAUCUGUUAUUAAUCUUUAAUCCAUGAAGCUGUUGAACUUAUACAACUUUAAUUAAGCAGAAUAAAUGUGAAGCAUCCAGAAUGUUUGAGUCCAUAUCAGCCUCAUGUAAAAAUAUAAACAGUACAUAUUCUUUACGUUAUAUUUUCUAUGUUAGCUGAAGCUGCUGUUAACUUUGAUUCAAUGAGAGACCAAUCAUGUUCUGGGGGCUAAAUGUUUUUACUGAUUGUGAUUUUAAAUGAUUUCUGA
This is a messenger RNA of Scomber scombrus (Atlantic mackerel), 1698 nucleotides long. RefSeq names its product lipase, gastric (gene lipf). The coding region runs from base 55 to 1275 and encodes 406 amino acids. The transcript has 11 exons. The record is from RefSeq and is a predicted model, not a curated record. Gene Ontology annotation, molecular function: hydrolase activity, acting on ester bonds. Lineage: Eukaryota; Metazoa; Chordata; Actinopteri; Scombriformes; Scombridae.